This is a messenger RNA of Spodoptera exigua (beet armyworm), 4033 nucleotides long. The record is from the annotation of a GenBank genome assembly. Lineage: Eukaryota; Metazoa; Arthropoda; Insecta; Lepidoptera; Noctuidae.
UUUUGUCUAUGAGCAAUGAGAGACGAGAAUCAAGAAAUGGUGCAGACGGUGUCGACGCGCUAUUUCUCGUUUUAAAAAUAAUUAAUAACAAUAUCACGUAGUUCAAACUAGUUUAGUUUAUACGUAAUACAUGUUUGAAGUUUUAUCAAUUAAGUAAAAUUUAACAUGGAACCGGCUAAUACCGGGACCGGGUCGCCUGGUCUAAUUGGUUCGGGAUCUCUCAUUCCACCGACUAUGUUAGGUGGUAUGGCCCCGCCAAUGCCACAGUCUGUAGGCAUACCUGCUUCAGCAGUUGGCAUGCCACCUGUGCCUGGGAUACCUCCUAACAUGGCCGGUAUGCCACCGCCGAUGAGUUUUCCACCUAUGAUACCACCAUUUUCGAUGCCUCCACCAGGAUUCCCGGCAUUUAAAGCUGAUAUGAAUGCUCCGGCUCCAGAUGUUGCUCCAAUGGCCAAUCAAAGCAGCCCCUGGUCUGAACACAAAGCUCCAGAUGGAAGAACAUACUAUUACAAUUCUGUUAGUAAACAAAGUCUUUGGGAGAAACCUGAUGAUUUGAAGACCCCAGCAGAGAAACUUUUGUCUGCCUGUGUUUGGAAAGAAUACACAACAGAUGCUGGACGUGUGUAUUACCACAACAUUGAAACAAAGGAAUCAAGCUGGAUUAUACCUAAAGAGCUGCAAGAAAUCAAAGAUAAAAUUGCAGCUGAGGAAGCUGCACAGGCAGCACUCAGUGCAGAAGUUCCGCCUGGAGAGGUGCCUUUACCAAUGUCUCCUUCAAAUCAAACUGGAAGCUCGGCCUUAGAUGAAGCAAUGGCUAAAACUCUUGCAGCCAUAGAUCCUAAUCUUGCCAAUUCAAUACCAAUACCAGAAGAAAGUAAACCUGAAGAAAUGAAUGUUCCAACACAAAACAAUAUUAUUGAGGUUCCAGAAAAUCCACCAGAGCUACAAUAUAAGGACAAGAAAGAAGCUAUUGAGGCUUUCAAGGAACUUUUAAAAGACCGAAAUGUGCCGUCAAAUGCGACAUGGGAGCAAUGUGUAAAGAUAAUAUCUAAAGAUCCUCGCUAUGCAACUUUUAAAAAGCUAAAUGAGAAGAAACAAGCAUUUAAUGCUUAUAAAACACAAAAGUUGAAAGAUGAACGAGAAGAGCAACGAUUGAAAACUAAGAAAAAUAGGGAAAACUUGGAAGAAUUUCUGUUAAGUUGUGACCGAGUGACAUCAUUGACCAAAUAUUACAAAUGUGAAGAAAUGUUUAACAAUCUUGAGAUAUGGCGUUGUGUUCCUGAAUCUGACCGUAGAGAUAUAUUUGAAGAUUGUAUAUUCACAAUUACUAAACGUGAAAAAGAAGAAGCUAAGGCUUUGAAGAAACGUAACAUGAAGAUGUUAGCACAGGUGUUGGAAAAUAUGAAUGAAAUCACAUACAGUAGCACCUGGAGCGAGGCGCAGGUGUUGCUAUUAGAAAACUCUGCUUUUAAGAAUGACGUAAGCUUACUAGGGAUGGACAAAGAAGACGCACUUAUCGUGUUUGAACAACAUAUUAGGAAUUUAGAAGCUGAAUAUUUACAAGAGAGGGAACAAGUUAAAAAAAGGAAUAAGAGACAACAAAGAAAGAAUAGAGAUAACUUCUUGGUAUUACUGGAUACUUUACAUGAAGAAGGUAAACUUACCUCAAUGUCUUUAUGGGUCGAGUUGUACCCAGUAAUAUCAGCUGACAUGCGGUUCUCAGCUAUGCUUGGACAGAAUGGCUCUACUCCAUUAGAUUUAUUCAAAUUCUAUGUAGAAAAUUUGAAAGCGCGUUUCCAUGAUGAAAAGAAAGUAAUUAAGGAGAUAUUGAAGGAAAAAAGCUUUGAAGUGAAACCUGACACUACUUUUGAAGAAUUUGCUACUGUUGUUUGUGAAGACAGCAAGUCAGCAUCUCUUGAUGCAGGCAAUGUCAAGCUCACUUACAAUUCAUUACUUGAAAAGGCUGAAGCCCGGAAUAAAGAAAAGAUAAAAGAAGAAUCGAAAGCACAAAAGAAAAUAGAAAGUGCCUUUAAAUGGGCUUUGACUGAAGCAAAUAUAGACCAUCAGCUGUCAUGGAACGAGGUUAAAGAGAAAUUAGAUCUGAAUGCCCCGGAGUUCGCCGCCGUGCCCUAUGAAGAGGAUAGGGUUAGGAUAUACAAAGAUUUCCAGCAUGAACAGGAGGAAAGUUGUUUGCAUUAUCAUCAUCCGAAAUCAAGAAAAGCAAAGCGCUCCAAAAAGAAGAAACGCUCGCAUUCCGCUUCAUUGUCCAGGUCACGGUCUCCCUCACCUAUGCAAACCGCCCGCUCCCCGUCGCCGGCCCCCAGCCACGGCACAUGGACUUCAGAUGAAGGCAGAAAACACAAGAAGUCAAAGAAGAAGCACCGCAAGCACUCUCCUUUACCUAAAUCCCCGACUCCCGAAGAGGGUGGUAUAACAGAUGACGAAGCAAUUCGUCACAAGAGUAAGAAGUCAAAACGUAGCGCUCCAAGUAGUCCUGAGGAGGAAACACAUGAGCUCCCUCAUAAACCCAAGAAAAAGAAAGACAAGAAGGAAAAGAAAGAACGGUCCAGCGGAUCGACAGCGUGGAGUGAUGCGGAGCUGGAGUCUCGUCGCGCUGCCUUGCUGGCCCAACUGCACGAACACGAGGCAGACUGACGUCGCGUUACUCACAUACACAUCUUCAACGACUAUCCGAAAGCGCCUGCGACCACGGCCACGGCUACGACCACUGCCACGGCGACUGCCCUAGCUACUGCCACGGUCACAGUCAUGGCCACGGUCACGGCCACGGCCUCCAAUAUAGCUGAAGCCACGUUGCUCACUGGCUCACCUCAACAACACAUAGACAUUGCAGAAGUUGAAGACACACAAUACAACUCUGACAAUUUUUCAGAAUCAUAAAGUGAUACCACGAGACUACUUUUUACCCUGCAAAUAACAAUUUGUUUUAUAACAAUAUAUUACUUAUAUUAGAAUUUAUUAGUAGUAUCUCACUUGCUUCAUACAACGUGUCUCUGUCGUCAGCGCCGGCCUGGAGCAAAGCUUAAAAUGGAGCAAGAUCCAAUAAUGGUGCUUCUCCUAUUUGCUCCUAAUAUAUAUAUAUAUAUGCCUACACCAAUUCUGAUGAUCUCAAAAACGUACUCUGAAGUGACUAAUGGAAAAUCAGGCGUAAUACCAUCUACAGUCGGCUAAGAUUACAGAAUUAAUAGAGUAUCUAUUACUCGAUGACCGGAUGGCAAAGCCUUUCUUAAUUUUAAAGCACCAGGUUGGUGUUGUGAAAAUUGUUGAUGUUGCCAAAACGUUACUUUAACGUAAUUGGACUAAGUCACUGUACAACAUUUUCUCAAUUAAAAUAAUAAAUUGAUUAUUUUGGAAUUAAGUUUGUUCUUGAUAUCGAAAUUAGACUGAGCAAUUUUUUUUUUCGAAUAAAGUGUCUCACAGCAUCACGACCUACUGUUUGUUUGGUUUAAAAUUAAGAGAAUGUAUUUUGCAGGGGCACAUGUGACAUGAAUCCUUAUUUCAUCAGGAUUUAAAUUAUGAUAAAUGGAAUAUUUUGUAUAAAUAGAAUGUCAAACAAAAUUAAGAAAUAGAAUGAGUCGGAAUGUAUAAGAUGUGUCUCUUAACACAAAUAAGUUGCCAAGUUGUGUCAAAUACGAUAAACAAUUACCAUGAUUAGAUACACACUGUAGUUAAUCUAGCUAAUCUUCAACAGCUUUAUGUUUGAAUAGCAUGGCUACUUAUAAUUUACAAAUUAUUUUUGUCUCCAAUCCAAACAACAAUAUUAUCGGUAAGUUGUAUGAUACUUAUAGUUUCUAAAUAGGAAUAAAUCUUUAAAAAUUAUUUAAAUGUAUAUUUAAUUAAUUGUAAUGACUUACCUACUCUCGGCGAAUUAGUUAUUAUCUAUCAUAUUUAGAGAUGAAAACUGAAAUUUUUUUUAGGCUUUGGCAAAAAGAAUUAAAUUGUUUUUGACAUAGGAAUUAGUUUUCUGUGUGAAAAUAAAUCUAAAUGGCAUAAAACAAUAAUUUUAUUUCAG